ACAGCUCCAGUGUGGUGUAUUGCACUUGGUGCUGCUGUCAGUAUUGUAGUUAGCCUGGCAGAGCGAGCCUAGGUGAACAGUGCUGGUUUGAUAGAUCCAAAAUGUCUGAUUCUAAGAAAACUGUUUGGGAGUAUUAGAGCAGCUCAGUGGUUUAACUUAAAGUCAGUAGUAGCAAUUUAGUAGUUUUGUGGAAAAAAUCAAGGCAAAUACGUUGUUCUUUUGAAAAAUAUCUACAAGAGUCUGUUAGAUGUCAGAAGACAGAGCCUAAAAACAAAGGUGGAUUUAUUUGAUUCCUGUGAGUGUCCUGUGUGUAAUAUCAGGAAUUAUCAGUGUUAUCUGAAUUAUUGGAGUUCAGUAGAGCAGCUAGAAGAGAGCCAGCACUGUAUACCUAAGGAGCUCUGUGUAAAUGCUCUGCAGAUUGUCAUCUGGGAAGCUUUGAAAUAUUUAUGCAAAACCACUACCAAAAAUAGUCAUUUCGGAGAAACCAGCAGUUUGCUCAGAUUGAUCUGAACGCAGUAACCAGCAAGCCCUGAGUUAACGCCACCCAGAGACAGCUCUGACGGGGUUUUUCUAGUGGUCCGAAUGCCGUCUGCCAUUGCAGGACUGCUUCCAUACACGUUUCCACAAUGAGCUGCCCCUGGACAGGAGGGGAGCUGAGAUUGCUGCUGGUGUCCUGCACUCUGUCCUUUCUGCAGUUCUUAGCUGAUCAUCUCUUCAGGUAUCUGUGCUAAUUUGUUCCUGCUGCUCAUGUCAGAUAAUACCUGAACAGAGAUGACAGAAUCACAGCUUGCCCUGGUGUUAUCUUUGGGGGAAAAACCUCUUCUGGGAUGCAAGGGACAGAGGUGUAGCAUCACAACGUUUUCUGCUUUAGUGCAGACUGGGGCAGCAGGGCUGCGUUAGCUCUGUCACCAGAAGAAGCAGUCCUUCAGAAGGAUUGCUUCGGUGUUAUCUAUGCAUGCAUCAGCAUUUAAGCGCGUCAGUGCAUUUUUAGAUGCAUAUAUUUGUACAAGCAGAUCACAAAGCACACUGAGACCUUCCGCUGAAGACGAAUGUGCUCCCUCUGAUGUUUUGUGGUCAGCAUGAUUUUAAAAAAGGGCAGAAAUUGAAGGGCCAGUGAAAAAACGUGGUUAAUUAAAUGUGAAAGGUGCUGUCCUUGUUUGGACUGUCUGUUAAUGGUAUGACAAGCUCUGGUAAAGAGCUUAGCUGGCCAGAUUAAAAUUAAAAAAUUGUCUCAGUCCAUCUGCUAGCUCCAAGGAGUUUACUUCCGUCACCUUUUCUUGUUUCUUCACUAAAGCGGAAUACUGUCAUUGAAAAGAAUAUUCCCAGGAUGUCUUGGUUGACUUUUUUUACCUAAUGUUUUUUCCAAAGAUAAUUAUAAGUGACGUCAAGACAUUUUCAAGAAGGGAAAUGCUCUUGGUUAGUUCAAGGAUACAUUAAAGACAACAGCUCUUUUGCUAAAAGGGAUUUUUUUUUCCUUUUUUUUUUUUUUUUUUUUUGACACAAAUAAGUAUGUUUGGCAUCAUUUGGAAAAUCUUUCUUUGCCUUCCAUUUUUGGGAAUGAUUAAAGGUGAUCUUCAAAUAGUUGCAGCAGAAAGUUAUUCAGCUACAGGAGGAGGAGGACAGGCUAAAGAUGGUUCACCAGCCCCUCAGCUCAGUGGCUGGCAGUUGGCAAACCCUUCUCGGCCUCCUGAGUUGAAAAAGCUUAAUGGCAUUGUGGAGGCUGAACAGGUCAACAAGCAUUUGCUGUUACGAAGGAAGCGGUCCAUUCUGUUUCCCAGUGGAGUGAAGAUCUGCCCUGAUGAAUCUGUUGAGCAGGCUAUUGCCAACCAUCUGAAAUACUUCAGGCUCAGAGUGUGUCAGGAAACAGUCUGGGAGGUCUUCAAGACAUUCUGGGAUAGACUGCCAGAGCGUGAAGAAUAUCACACCUGGAUGAGCCUGUGUGAGGAAGGAACAAUGAGUAUCUUUGAAAUGGGCAUGAACUUCAGUCAGUCUGAGGAGCACCGGAGUCUGAUUGUGAAGAAACUGUCCUAUAUAAAGGAAGCAAUGGGCGGUUCCUGCACUGAUUGGUCGUGUGGCAGUAGUGAGACUCCAACUCCAGCUUCGGAUGCUUAUGUUACCACAUUGAGAGAUGCGGCUGCCAAUGUUCCUCCCGCUCAUGAGAUCUCUGUUGAGAGUCCUGCGGGUGGUACCAUCCAUGAGAUUGAAGAUGCAGACACUACUAUCAAUAAUGAGAUAAAGAAGCAGGAUGAGAAGCUAGUGAGACCUGUAACUGAACAGAUGAUUGAGUUCAGCAUUUUGAUUGUUGGUGAAAAGUACAGUGAGGAGCUGAGGGACCCAGCCGCUGUGAAGCGUCAACUGCUCUCGGAACAAUUCAUUUCUCAGAUCGAAAGUGUAUUUGAAGGACUACCUGGAUACAAAAGCAUCCAUGUCCUGGAUUACAGCUCUCCUGAGGAGGACAGUGGGGUGGAAGUUCACUAUGCUGUUACAUUUGAUGGAAAAGCCAUCAGCAAUGCCACCUGGGACCUGAUUAACCUUCAUUCCAACAAGGUGGAGGACAACUCCUUUAUGGGCAUUGAGGAUAAUCCAACAGUUGUGUACACCAUCAGUGAUUUCCGGGAUUAUAUUGCUGAAAUCCUCCAGAAAAAUGCCUUGCUUGAAAACACUUCCUUAUCUUUAGACCCUAACUCUCUCCAACUUACUAAUGUGAAAGAAAUACUGCACCCUACACCAGAAGACCUAGCCUGGAUUACUGAGCAUCCAGUUGUGCUGGAGCACCCGGAGUUCGAUGACAGCACCUUUUUAGCUGAACGGCCUUCAGCAGAUGAAUCAACUGUCAGCAAUACCUUGCCCUUUGAUUUCGCCAAACCAGAUUCCGCUUCAGAUAGUGAACAGUCCAAUGACAAUGAAAUCUGGCCAAGACCAGAAAACCUGGACCCUGAGGCCAGUUUGGCACCUGAAGCUCCGCUCUCCUCAGAGGCUGACAUCACUUCUUUGCCUGAUGGGCUGAAUUUAGAGGAUGAGAAUCAGACUCCUCAUUUGGUCACUGCGCCAGUGUUAGGGCGUGAUUCUGUGGACUCUCUGGAAUGGCUUUCAGCCCCCAGUUCUUUAGAUGCGUUUGAAGAUACUGGACUAUCUGAAGACCUUCCUUUGCCUUCAAGUCCUCUUCCUCACCUUGUGCCUAAAGAACCUCCGUCUACAGAUGAUCAUGCAGUUCCUCUGCUUUCUGCACCAACAGUGGCCUCUUCAUCAGUCAUAGAGACUGAUAUUAAAGAAACAGUAUCUGUGGAGAAGGAAGAAGUAACUCAGGGUACUGCAGGCAGUAACAAUGCAGACUCUGUGUUGCAUGAGUCUGUAGAAGAACUUAAUUUUCCCUUAGAAGUACACCCUAUGGAAGAUGAAACUGAUAUAUAUCUUGGUGAUAGAGUUAUAUAUGAUGAUGGGUCUGGGUCAGCUCUUGAUGGUUCGGGAAAAGAAAUGGAAUCAAGUAUUUGGCCUUGGGACGAAGCAACACUGGAACCAAUUUUCUACCCUGGUCCUGAUAGCUGGCUUGAAGAUGACAAUGAGUCUUUGUUAAUCAGAACUGAGGAUAUUCCUGAAGGCAUCAUCUUAGACUAUAUUCUUAACUCUGGGAAUAAAUUAGAUGAUCCUUCCAAAGAUGAGAAUGAAGCUAUGGCCAAUGUAAAAGAAGAUUUCCUGGAUGAAUCUGAAAUAUUUGUAUUUCCAGAGACUACAACUCAGCAGGUACCUCUGUUACAGACAGAAGAGCCAUCAUCUGUGGAACCAUCUACACAGACAGAAACAUUGGGCAUGUAUGAUCCUUUUGUUAGACCAUCCUUAGUUUUGGAGCCUUCAGUGGACCGUUCCUUUGUAGACAUGCCAACUGGAGAGGCCCCUGUCCCACUGCACAACACAGGCCUGUCUGUGGAAGAUAGUCUCCUUACAUCUGCAGGGACUGUCAGUAUGGACCAACCCAAAGAGUCCGGUGUAGGUCAGAACAUCAUUUCUGAAGCAGUUGAACACCAAAAUGAAGACAGGACAAUGGUGGUAGAACUAUUCACAGUGUCAGAUGUAACUGAAGCUGCUACAAUUGGCCACUUGGACACAAGCUCUUCAGAAACUAUUCUGACUGCAGAUCCUUCCACAGUAAACCCUGAUGCUUCCACAGAAGAGCAGCAAACCUUAGAUUCAUCGCUGGCAGGCCAAGACACUACUGGAUCAGCAGUGAAGAAACCAGCUGAUGUCUGGCCUACUGACAAAGCACUAGAAAACUCAUUAGAUCAGACAGUGCAAUCAGCAAUGCCAACUGCCACUCAAGUUUCAGCUGCAGUUCCUUCUGUAAUAGAUCAGACCACUGUUCUAGAGGGCUUCACUGGACAGGGUGGUACAGACGACGACGCGCAUGUUUCCAUGAGCUUCAGCACUGUUACGAACUCUUACGUAACGGUGACUGUAACAACAAGCGCUGUUGAGCUUCCAUCCCAUCUCCCUACUGUGGGAUCCACGAUGUCAUCAUCUGUGGCUACCUCAACAAAGCUGGGAGAUGAAAUAACGAGAGUCCCGGAUGUUUCAGCAGACCUGGAUCGUGUGAGCACUGUUCGCUUUUCUCCUGAGCCAACUGAGGAGGGAAGGAGCAUGACUGAAAGUCACGUGGAGCUAACGACUCGUCUCCAAUCCACAGAGAUGGCCAGUGUGGCUUGGGCCACACACGAAAAUCGCAACAGCACACCUGUCUCAUCGCGAGCUCUGGUCGUGUUUUUCAGCCUUCGCGUUACCAACAUGAUGUUUUCAGAGGACCUGUUUAAUAAAAACUCCCCUGAAUACAAAGCGUUGGAGCAACGAUUCUUGGAACUGCUGGUGCCCUACCUUCAGUCAAACCUGACAGGCUUCCAGAAUCUGGAAAUCCUCAACUUCAGAAAUGGCAGCAUCGUGGUGAACAGUCGAAUGAAGUUUGCCAAACCUGUGCCUCGGAACGUCACCAACGCUGUGUACAUGAUCCUGGAAGACUUCUGCAACACUGCAUACCACACCAUGAACCUGGCCAUCGAUAAAUACUCCCUGGAUGUGGAAUCUGGUGAGCAAGCAGAUCCCUGCAAGUUCCAGGCCUGCAAUGAGUUCUCUGAGUGCUUAGUAAAUCGCUGGAGUGGGGAAGCUGAGUGCGUCUGCAAUCCUGGCUACCUAAGCAUCGACGGGCUGCCAUGCAAUAGCAUUUGUGAUCUGCAACCAAACUUUUGCCUGAAUGACGGGAAGUGCGACAUAAGCCCUGGGCAAGGGGCCAUCUGUAGGUGUCGUGUGGGGGAGAACUGGUGGUACAGAGGGGAGCACUGUGAAGAAUAUGUCUCCGAGCCGCUGGUUGUGGGUAUUGCAAUUGCUUCUGUGGCAGGAUUCCUUCUUGUGGCAUCUGCUGUCAUCUUCUUCUUGGCCAGGACCCUUCGAGACCAGUACACAAAGAGUGACACCGAGGACUCACAGGGGCAGGGUGACAGCCUCUCAUCCAUUGAGAACGCAGUUAAAUACAACCCCAUGUAUGAAAGUGAUACGACUGGCUACAGCCAUUAUUACCGGAGAUACCCUCAGCUAACGUCCUACAGUUCUACCAGUGCAGAGACAUCCACAGACUACAGCAGUGAAGAGAUCAGGCACAUUUAUGAAAACAGUGAGCUUACUAAGGAGGAAAUUCAGGACAGAAUUCGAAUUAUAGAGCUCUACGCUAAAGACCGUCAGUUUGCAGAAUUUGUUAGGCAGCAUCAAAUGAAGCUGCUUUAAGAAAAAAAGAAAUCAGUAGAAUGCACGUGGGAGAUAAAGACUACCUUGUUGCCAUAGCAAUGGGCUCAGAUGUAACUACAAAGUUACUUAUAGUCUUAACAUUGCAUGGACGGAUACAGAUGUUUUCUAAAUGAAUGGCUAGAAUGUACAGAUGUCUGUUUAUCUCAAUUACUUCUGGCUUUUCUGUGUAAAGUGACAUUUUUAAGAGGUGAUCUGAAGUGGCAGAGGUUAUGAGAGUUCAUUUUUCUUUAACUCUGAAAUGGACAGUGUAAGUUUGUAUACUGAGGCAAAAAAUCUCCUUGGGUAAGAGAAGAUAUAUGCACAACCAAAAUAAAAGGCACAUUUAAAACCCCCGUCUGGCAGUUAUCCCCUUACUGGAGACUACUGUAGCGAUUUCACAGGUAUAAAGCACUAGUGGAAAGAAAUAUUUGGUUUGCACAGGAACAAUUUGUAGGGGAGAACUAUUGUGCUAGAAUGACAUUAGCAUUAUUUUAGAGCAUUCCCACUAUAAACACAAACAUAACCUCGCUGGAAAAAUUGUUCUUUUGUACAGAUGCCCGAUGUACAUUUUGUCACCUGGCACUAGCAAAACAGGACACAGCACCGAGCAUGCUGGCCUCCGAAAGGCUCUCCCCGGCGCCUGUCAGUGACCCCACCGGGAGCCUCAGCAAGGCAGGGCAGUGCUGCUGCAGUACAGCACCCUGGUUUUAAAGCCAGCUUCUCCUGACAGACACACCAGCUGGGGCACAGAAGGGCUUCUAUCACACCAAUGUUCUGUGAAGCUGAAGUGACUAACAUUGACUUUUUUGUAUGUAGACAAAUGGUUUGAUAUUUUACAAGUUAAUAUGUAUUAUUUAUUUGUUGUGUAUUUCCCUACCAGCUUAUUUUUCAUAAUAGAUUUAACUGUUGAAAGAUGAAUAGGUUAAUGAUGAAAUACUACAGUGGCAUUUGUGCCCAUCCUUUUUAAAAAGGUAUUUAGUGUUUACUCAAUGUUGAAUUCAGCCAACUAACAUUUGACUUUUCUUUACUGAACUUGGCAAUAGCCUGCCAAGAGCUCUGUUUCAAAAUCAGGCUGUGCUAUUUCAGUGCGUGCAUAUUUGGGAUGGCAGCAAUUUCCUAUGGGGAAGGGAAGAAAAGAGAUUAUCCUUGGCUUAGUGGAAGUCAGUGUAGAAGUCUUUAAACAGAAGUCAUCAGCCUGAGACAUUUUAAAGUAGCUAAAUUGAGGUGGGGACCUCCCUUGGUACAGAAAUGGAGUUUUAUCUUGAAGUUAGGAAGAGAGUUCUGACUACGUGUUGAGGUGUGUCGGAGCUCUGUUCAGUCACCCAGUGUCUCUUGUUUAAGGCAUUAACCUGGCUGUCAGGGUUAGGGCACUGAUAGUCUCACAUUAGCUUCUGCUAGCAAACAAGGCCAAGUCAUUUGUUAUUUCUACAACGUCUGUAGUUCUUGGCCCACAUGUGCCAACAGCCACCUGAUACUUUUUAGAGUUAAGUGAUAGUAAGAAUUACUUACUUGUCCAUAGGCAGCUUAGCUAAACAAGUGAAGAUUUCAACGCAAUUCCUCUUUGUGUUCUGGAGAACCUCACUGGAUUGCUUGCGUAGCAUCUUCUUGCCUUGAGUGGCAGGGAAUGGGUACCAGAGCCACACAGCUGUCAAAUGCUUAGAUAAACCACUGUAAGCCCAAAUAAUGCAAGCCAGCAGGAAGUAAUAUGGUGCUGCUGAACACUGCUGUGACCAGAUGUUACGGGCUCUCAGAGCAGCUGGUCCAGAGGGUCUGAGGCACAGCCCACUCCCUCCUGCCCUUGCAGCAGCACGGCUGAGCCAUCCUGCUACACCAAGGCCUUGUGAUCACGGUAACUACACAGCAUAGAGGAGUACUGGGCUCAGGGUUGGCAUCACCUUGUGACUUCUUUCUGUGCAGCUGGGCUGCUAGCCCUGGGAGCCAGCUUCAGUGCUGCUCCUGCUAAGUGCAGCUGUGGGUGGUGGCUGGGAUCAGGCAUGGUUUAAAGGUAUUCUUGUAUUUGCUGUGCACAAGCUGAGGAGAGUCUUGGUUACACUGGGUAUGAAGUAUUUCAGUGUAUAUAUGGUGAAUCUUUUCUUUUUGUGUGUGUGUAUACAUAUGAACAUAAUGGUAUCUUAA
This is a messenger RNA of Grus americana (Whooping crane), 7899 nucleotides long. It is a transcript of the gene IMPG2, whose product is annotated as interphotoreceptor matrix proteoglycan 2. Bases 1510 to 5763 code for a protein of 1417 amino acids. NCBI's taxonomy places the organism in Eukaryota, Metazoa, Chordata, Aves, Gruiformes, Gruidae. The transcript has 20 exons. The record is from RefSeq and is a predicted model, not a curated record. Gene Ontology annotation, biological process: visual perception. Gene Ontology annotation, molecular function: hyaluronic acid binding; heparin binding.